Helianthus annuus (common sunflower) is the source of this 840-nucleotide messenger RNA. RefSeq names its product ethylene-responsive transcription factor ERF014. Bases 92 to 742 code for a protein of 216 amino acids. Gene Ontology annotation, biological process: regulation of DNA-templated transcription. The transcript has a single exon. The record is from RefSeq and is a predicted model, not a curated record. Lineage: Eukaryota; Viridiplantae; Streptophyta; Magnoliopsida; Asterales; Asteraceae. Gene Ontology annotation, molecular function: DNA binding; DNA-binding transcription factor activity.
UCAUUCAUUCAUUUUUUUUUAUUUAUCAAAGCAUUAGAUUUCUUUCAAAACUUCAUAUUUUACAUUUUAUUCGUCUGUGAUUACUUGAAAGAUGGUGAAGAAAGAUCAAAAGAUUCAACAUAAGCCGUCGAGUAUGACACCAACAUUAUCGUCCUCAUCAUUGUCAUCGCUACCACUAUCACCGUCACCUUUAAUCAACAAAGAGAAAUACAAGGGAGUGCGAAUGAGGAGUUGGGGUUCAUGGGUUUCUGAAAUUCGGGCACCAAAUCAAAAAUCGCGCAUAUGGUUAGGAUCUUACUCAACACCCGAAGCCGCAGCUAGAGCCUAUGAUGCAGCCCUUCUAUGUGUUAAGGGUCCCAUUGCAAAUCUCAAUUUUCCUUCCCACCAAUAUGAUGACUUUCUCACCACCACCACCACUACCACUGUUGUCAUGUCUCCAAAAUCCAUCAAAAGGGUGGCUACUGCCGCUGCUGCCGCAGCUACCACCAUCACCUCUCCACCACCAUCCCCUUCUUAUUCAACACCUUUCUCCUCAUUUUCUCCGUCUCGAUCAUGUUCAUCUAACGAGACAAGCCAAAGAUUCUGUUUAGAAAGUGACCCUCUCGAUGGCACCUUGAUGUCGAUGGUUGCACCAUGGUGCAACUUUGAUUCACCGAGGUACAACGACAUGAUGCAAAAUGGGUCACCCUUUAAUCCCUUUGAUGACGAAGGUGACGAAAUUCGUAUCUGGAGCUUCUACUAGAUCAUGCAACUUAGUUGUUUUUUGGACAAGUUUUACUAACAUUCAACAAAAAUUCAUUUGUUUAGUUUUUCUUUACCCAGAUUUAUUUAUGUAUAUGU